Molecule: messenger RNA, 5209 nt
Organism: Acipenser ruthenus (sterlet)
Lineage: Eukaryota; Metazoa; Chordata; Actinopteri; Acipenseriformes; Acipenseridae
Product: E3 ubiquitin-protein ligase SMURF1-like
Exons: 18
Coding region: 289-2517 (742 amino acids)
Biological process (GO): negative regulation of BMP signaling pathway; ubiquitin-dependent protein catabolic process
Molecular function (GO): ubiquitin protein ligase activity; protein binding
Source: RefSeq, a predicted model, not a curated record
GACGCUGACGCCGCUAUCGUGUGCGCGUACGUCAUUACGGUAUUGCGCUGACGUCGUUACGCCAGUGAGCUCGAAAAUGUUUAGGAGUGUUGAGCGAGCUCGGCGCUUCGGGGGGUUUUCUAAGGAGGAAAAAAUAAAAAUAUACCCGUGAUAAACUGUUGCCAAAAAAAGAAAAUAAAAAUAAAAACACGUUAAUUGUGUUUUCCUACACUUCCGUUUGGUGUCGAAGUUUGAAUCUUAGGUUCAGUCCUAAGGGAAAGUUUGGUGGUUAUUUUUUUUCCCAGAGUGAUGUCGAAUCCUGGCACACGAAGGAACGGGUCGAGCAUCAAAAUCCGUCUGACAGUAUUAUGUGCCAAGAACCUGGCAAAGAAGGAUUUCUUCAGGUUACCUGACCCUUUUGCCAAAAUAGUAGUAGAUGGAUCAGGUCAGUGCCAUUCGACAGACACAGUGAAGAGCACACUGGACCCAAAGUGGAACCAGCACUAUGAUCUAUAUAUUGGAAAAACAGACUCGAUCACGAUCAGUGUAUGGAACCACAAGAAAAUCCACAAGAAACAGGGAGCUGGCUUCCUGGGCUGUGUGAGACUCUUAUCCAAUGCGAUCAGCAGGCUAAAGGACACUGGCUACCAACGUUUGGAUCUAUGCAAACUAAACCCCACUGACAGCGAUGCAGUACGUGGCCAAAUAGUAGUAAAUUUACAGACUCGAGACAGGAUAGGCACUGGAGGACCUGUUGUGGACGGUAGAGGACUUUUAGAAAAUGAAGGCCCAGUUUUUGAAGACUCGGGGCCCGGAAGGCCGCUCAGCUGUUUCAUGGAGGAGCCGUUGCCAUACACAGACAGCACUGGAGCCGCAGGGGGAGGGAACUGCCGCUUCCUGGAAUCGCCCAAUCAAGAGCAGAGGCUUCAGGCACAGCGCCUCCGAAAUCAAGACACCAGAGGUCACGCACACACCCCUCAGAACCGGCCACAUGGGAGCCAAUCCCCCGACCUGCCUGAGGGUUACGAACAAAGGACGACAGUACAGGGGCAGGUGUACUUUCUACAUACACAGACUGGAGUCAGUACCUGGCACGACCCAAGAAUACCAAGGGUUAAUAACGGUUUGCAAUGGUAUUUCCGCAGGGACCUCAACAGUGUCAGCUGCGAAGAUUUAGGUCCUCUGCCUCCAGGGUGGGAGGUCAGAAGUACAGUAUCGGGAAGGAUAUAUUUUGUGGACCACAAUAACAGAACGACACAAUUCACAGACCCAAGAUUGCACCACAUAAUGAGUCAGCAUUCUCAGGUAAAGGAAUCAGGCCAGCAGCUGCCAGUGCAGACUGAGGUUCCUCCAGAGGAUGGAGAAGGAGAGCUCCCUGUACGCUAUGAGAGGGACUUGGUGCAGAAACUGAAAUUGCUAAGGCAUGAGCUCUCAUUGCAGCAGCCACAAGCCGGGCACUGUCGCAUUGAGGUAUCCAGGGAGGAGAUUUUUGAGGAGUCUUACAGACAGAUCAUGAAGAUGCGACACAAAGACCUGAAGAAAAGGCUGAUGGUAAAAUUCCGGGGAGAAGAAGGACUGGACUAUGGUGGGGUGGCAAGGGAGUGGUUGUAUCUCUUGUGUCAUGAAAUGCUAAAUCCGUAUUAUGGACUGUUCCAGUAUUCCACGGAUAACAUUUACACGCUGCAAAUAAAUCCAGACUCCUCUAUUAAUCCGGAUCAUUUGUCUUAUUUCCACUUUGUUGGGCGGAUAAUGGGCCUGGCUGUUUUCCAUGGACACUACAUUAACGGAGGUUUUACACUGCCUUUCUAUAAGCAGCUGCUGGGAAAACCCAUACAGCUGUCCGACCUGGAAACUGUGGAUCCGGAGUUGCACAAAAGCUUAGUGUGGAUCCUUGAGAAUGACAUCACCCCAGUACUGGAUCACACAUUUUGUGUAGAGCAUAAUGCAUUUGGUAAAUUUCUCCAACAUGAACUCAAACCAAAUGGAAGAAACAUUCCUGUAACAGAGGAGAACAAGAAGGAAUAUGUAAGGUUAUACGUGAACUGGAGGUUUAUGAGAGGGAUUGAGGCUCAGUUUCUAGCCUUGCAAAAAGGAUUUAACGAGUUGAUUCCACAGCAUUUGUUAAAGCCCUUUGAACACAAGGAACUAGAGCUAAUCAUUGGAGGCCUGGGUAAGCUAGACCUCAACGACUGGAAGGCCAAUACCCGGCUGAAGCACUGUGUGGCUGACAGCAACAUGGUCAAGUGGUUCUGGCAGGCAGUGGAAUCGUUUGAUGAGGAGAGGAGAGGAAGGCUUCUGCAGUUCGUUACAGGCUCCACCCGCGUCCCUCUGCAGGGGUUCAAAGCACUGCAAGGUUCUACAGGUUCUGCAGGACCCAGACUCUUCACUAUCCAUCUGAUCGAUGCCAACACAGAUAACCUGCCCAAAGCCCACACUUGCUUUAAUCGGAUUGACAUCCCGCCGUACGAAACGUAUGAAAAGCUGUAUGAGAAACUUGUGACUGCCGUGGAGGAGACCUGUGGGUUUGCUGUGGAGUGAAUAUGAGACCAGCACGUGCUGCUUGAGCAGUAACCAAAACCAGAAGAGGAAUGUCCUGUGAGCUUCCUGCUGAGCACUGUGUAGUGAGACGACAGUGAAAGUUACGCCUGGGAUAGGAACCAGCACCCGAUGACACAGAGCAGCUCUCCUGAGGGAUAAAAUAAUCGCUGUGGAUGGCUACAAAUUGAAACCCUUUCUAAGAAGAGAUUUAUUCUUAUUUAUUUUUUUUCUUGGUGUGGUUUGAGGCUGUUUGUAAGAUGGACGGUUUAAUGAAUACACUUCGGGUCUGAAAGUUGAUCAAUGUGGAUUAGGUUAUGGAAGUCUUGGUUUCUUGUCCUUAAGCAUUUAUAGUAAUUUAGCCAAUUUGGGCUGCUAAACUGCGUUCAUUGCAUAACAGAACCACCCAAAUGUAGGUCCUAAAAAAAAAAAAAGCUGAAUAUGGAUCCGAUCUAGGUAAUGCCCUUGUUAUCUCAAUAUUUAUUAUUAACACUUUAUUAUUAUUACGAUUAUUAUUAUUAUUAUUUUAAAUCAUCAAUUUUAAUCAUAAAUGAUUGGAUCAUUUUGGGCUGAUUACCAGAUAUCAAUUUCUUGUCUCGGUUUCUUCUGAUUACCGCUGUGACAUGCAUUGAUUUGUUCCAUGAACUCCUAUAUUUAAAAAAAUCUAAUAAAUAAAAUACAAUUUAAAGCUGGUAAAAAAAUCAAAUAAAACAAUGAAUAUACUGGAUAUGCAAUAAUCUGGUACAGGAUAGUACAGGCCUUCCUUGGACCUCCUUAUUGGCCUACUAUUUUAAAAAAUGUUUUGGCAGCCCAAAUUGUAUUGUGGCUAACUUGAGUACUUACGGUGGGGUGGGGUGGGGUGGGGGGAAAUUCACACACUAAACUACUGUGGUGUUUUUUUCGUCAGAAACAAUGUGCACCUUUGCAGGAAUCUCACAGUUUUAAGUCAAGUAGGAAACGGCAGCUUUUUUCAAUUUUUAUUUUGUAAAUACUUAUUUUUUGUUUCCCAACAUUUUAUGCUUGAAACUUUAUAUGAUGAUUUGCACAUAGGAACAGUCCUAGUCCCCAUUUGAUUUUUUUUUUUUAAAAUACAUUAUUUAUAUACUUUUUCAGUAAGUUGUACCAUAAGAAGAGAAAGAAUGCACGAUCAGAAUGUUAUGACAGGUAACUGUUUAUGCAAGAGAUAUGAAUGAAUACAGAUCCAUAAUUCUAAAGUUCAUUCUGAAAGAACAGUUUCGAAUAGUUGUGUAAAAGUGGAGCUACUGAAUAUACACAUUUUAAUGUCUGGCCUUACAGUAUUUUAUAGAGAUAAUCAACCAUUUAUGUUUUAGCAGUUUUGAGGAUGAGAGUACUGACUGAUGGACUGAGUGUGUGUUUUAUUUAUAUAAAUUUAAGUGGUCGCUACUAACUCUAAUCCAAGCAUUUAAAUGGUAGGUGUUAAGUAAUGUUUCUACACAAUAAAUAGUGACAAAAGACCUUUGUGCUUGGUCAGCUUCCUGACCUGAAGUGAAGAUCGAUAUGAGUAGCAGUACCUCAGUUCCAUUUGGUGAUAGUGUAGGUGUUUAUUUUUGUAUUUUCUAUUUGCACAAGAAAGAAAGGCAACAAACAGUAUUUUAAAACUUUUGGAGUAGUCUUAAGUGUCAUGAUCAACUGUGUGCCUGAUUUGUUUCCUUAGUUGCUUGCAGUCACAAAUGAUUACAUACAAUAUAAUAAACAGAUCUUGCAUUUCCACUUAGAUGGGUUUUGUAGCAUUUUUUAAAAAUCUCUAACCCAUUUCACUACAGCUCUGUUAGAUAUAUUACCUAAAGUUUUGGUUCAAAACAAACUUCUAUGGUGUUUAUGCCGUGGGUGUGACUGUAGAAGCGAGGUCUCCUACACUUAGUCCCUGUAAGAUGCAUGACAUUGUGUUAAGUCCCUGAAAUGCAUGAAGCACACAUCACCCACUUUUAAAAGAUUAAGCAUUUACGCGUCCUUUUUAUUAUCUUUUUGUACGUCUGCUCAGUGUAAUAAAUAAUCGAUGCUGCAAUAAUUAUAAUUUAAUUACAACCAUACACAUUACUAUAAAGAAACUUAGCAAUAAAUUUAGGCGACGGUUUUGAUGAGAAGUUUGUCUUGAAUGCAGUGCACAGUGACAAAUCAUUUUUGGCUGUCCAUCUUGAUGUAAGUAUUUGUUUUAGUACAGUAACUUUAAUUACACCACCCCCCCUCCCAAAAGAAAUAUGAUUAAUAUAUUAAAAGAUAGAAAGUCUUCCAUCAAUUUGGUAUUUCAAUCUGAUGGGUAGGGAAUACGUACUAAAGGAGGUCUAAGCUUAAUACACAGUGCUUGAAUUGCAUGGCACCAUGUUAUCCUCUUCAAAUAUAAGAAAUGAGCCAACUUCUCGUUAAGUGUUCCUCAACCACUUGAUGUAUUUAAAAAAAAAAAAAAUAGUACUAUUACUAUGUAAUGUCCUUUUUUAUUGUAUUGCUGCUAUUCUUGUUGUUGUUCCCAUCUUUUUUGAAAGCUGAUAUUAUUUGUGAAAGCUGUACACUAAUCUCUUUAUGUAUAAAUGAAAGUAUUUAAAAAAUGCUGCUAUUAUUAAACUAGGUAAUGAUAGAACUUGAUAGAGAUGACGGUUGGAAUUAGCAGUGAUUGAGGCUAGACCCCGGAGGUCACAUUUCAUGUUUGUGAUAUAUGCAAUAAAAACUGACAACUUUA